AUGCUGGACUCCAAGGUUGCCGAGGCGACCUUUCAGGCGACGCUACUCAAUGGACUGUCUGGCGUGUGUGCGCAGGGCAUCACGGCCUACAGGAACAAGUCAUUCGAUGAAGUCGAGAUCGAAUCGAUCCUGCGAUUCAUCGUCUACUCAAUCCUCGUCACACCCCCAAACUACAAGUGGCAAGAGUUCCUAGAACGCAAGUUUCCGUCCAGGACGCCCGUUAACGAACCAUCUCCGGUUUCGUCCAAAUCACCGGAAAAGCAGGCCCAACAAGGCACCCAAGUGGUGCCAGUCAAGGACCGCCUCAACCUAACCAACACGGCAGCCAAGUUUUUGCUAGAUCAGAUAUUUGGCGCUCCGCUCAACACGCUGGCCUUUCUAUAUCUCAUGGGUGGCAUGGCAUUCCAGAGCCAGGCUCAGAUCUGGAGCAACAUCCAGCGCGACUUCUGGCCCAUGCUCAUUGCAGGAUAUCGCGUGUGGCCGAUUAUUGGACUUUUGAACCUGAGCGUUGUGCCGUUUGACUACCGGCAACUGGUUGGCAGUACAGCUGGUCUUUUCUGGGGCAUAUUCUUGAGCCUGAACAAGAUGACAUGA
This is a messenger RNA of Trichoderma reesei QM6a, 594 nucleotides long. RefSeq lists its product as uncharacterized. Bases 1 to 594 code for a protein of 197 amino acids. Gene Ontology annotation, cellular component: membrane; cytoplasm. The record is from RefSeq and is a predicted model, not a curated record. The transcript is spliced from 3 exons. NCBI's taxonomy places the organism in Eukaryota, Fungi, Ascomycota, Sordariomycetes, Hypocreales, Hypocreaceae.